Messenger RNA from Penaeus monodon (black tiger shrimp), 4252 nucleotides. RefSeq lists its product as uncharacterized. Gene Ontology annotation, cellular component: membrane. The record is from RefSeq and is a predicted model, not a curated record. Bases 405 to 3236 code for a protein of 943 amino acids. The transcript is spliced from 13 exons. Gene Ontology annotation, molecular function: G protein-coupled receptor activity. Lineage: Eukaryota; Metazoa; Arthropoda; Malacostraca; Decapoda; Penaeidae. Gene Ontology annotation, biological process: G protein-coupled receptor signaling pathway; cell surface receptor signaling pathway.
ACUCACAGUUCCGAGGAUGCGCCCUGGGUCUCCUGGCCUCCGUUAUAAGGCAGGAGGCGGGGCUAAACACACAAGACGCAAACGCAACCAGUCAUUCGCCCAACAUGCAGAAGGACACACGCGACUUGCUCUUACCGCUAGUUAGUUUCCCCUUUUCCCAUUGCUAUUAGAUUGCCUGGACAAUAUUCGUUUCUGAAUAUAGCCAUCCUCUUACUUUCACAAGCAUUGGCUAUAUUUGAAACUGAGAUGUUGUUGCAGUCUAUAGAAUGUGCUUCUGUACAAGGGACUCAACAUGAGAAGUGAUUCUUCCCUUUGAUGGUACGUGUUGACCAGUUCGUCCAGCUGCAUACCCACGUUAAAAGAACAUUGAAGAAAAUGAUGGGGUUUUGUCGCCGCUGGUGAAAAUGCCGCCAACACCUGUGUCUUCGGGAUUCAAGAAUUUUUCGUCGGUGCCUCGAAAAAGCAUGGCCCAAGGACAUCGUAGAGGCGUAGGAUGCUACCUCCUGACGGGACUCUGCCUCCUAGUACUCCUGAGGACGUGUACCUCCCUUGCCCCGGCCAGCAGCGACGAAGAGCCCCUGGCCUGGGAUGACCUUAUGGAGGAGGUCGAGGAGAUGCUUUGGGAUAAGAGGCACUGCGGGGUCGAGCACGCCCUUUGCUCGCAUAACGGCACCACGAGGCUCGUCAAUGAGUCGAGUCCUGUGUUCGUCGGUGGGCUCUGUAGCCAAUGCCACUGCGACGACGACUGCCUUCGAUACGGCGACUGUUGCCUGGACAAAACUCAGGCAUCCUGGGGAGUCAGCAGCGAGGGAGCGAGUGAGCGGUUCAACUGCAGGAAGACAGAGUCGAUGAGUUCUGUCGGCAUCCUCAUGAUAGACUCCUGUUUAGCCCCCUACGCCGGACAGCCCCUGGAGCGUAUGUGUUUACAAGAUGUGCCAAGAGAAGACUAUCAUUACAUGCUAGAUGUGGCCGUAACCUCCAGAGUUACCAACAUCACGUAUGUUAAUUACUACUGCGCCCUUUGCAACGAUGACGCCUACGCUAUACAGAACUGGACUAUCAACAUCGCUUGCAAACCAGGAGAGAGGCCCGAGAAUAUCACCAUAGCAGAAUUCAUGGGCAACGCAACCUACUACCCAGGUCUACGCCAGUGGGUUCGCCUCGUGUACAAAACUGACGAGGCUGGCAAGUCGAGGCGCGAGAGACACAUCUGUUACACACAGAUUGCUGAGUUCCUUGAUGCCCAACGAUUCGGCGGCAGACCGUGCAUCUACCCGAAGAGCGAGUGCCUGAAGAGAUUCGUCGGUCGAAACAAGUGUCAGGAGCAAGUACGCCAUUGUGAUCCUGACUGGCCCGACAGCACAGACUUUGAGAAAUGUGAGCGAUACUCCCUAAUGGUAGCGUACACUGACUCAAGAAAACGGAUGACGUAUUACAAGAACCCCCACUGUGCUCGGUGCAACUUCGCCAACGCCUCCGUGGGCGAGCUGCAGUGCCUCCCGCCCACUAGGUGGUCGCAGUGCGUGAAUGGCUUCAGGCAGACUUCCCCUCCACGUCUCCCGCCCAGUUUCAGCGUCCUCAUGGACUUCCGGGGCGGCCGUUGCGACGAGGCCACGGAGCUGUGGGAUCCGGUCCUCGAGAUCUGCCACAAGAUCCACUGCGGCCACCUGUUCAGGCUGGUGGCCGGCCGCUGCGAGAGGGACGUCGAGGCCUACGAGUCGCUCUCGAACUCGAGCCUCCUGGACAGUUCGUGCCCCAAGAGGCUCCUCAACCUGACGGAGUAUGUGCCCCGAGGCGACGGCUCCAUCUUCGUCAACGCCUCCAAGAAGGUCUACGCCAAGGGGGAGUUCGAGGUCAGGAAUGACACGCAUGUCCUCAUCUGCCACGACGUGAGCCACUAUGCCGAGGCCUUCGGCGCCGUCCACCAGUACCUGACGCUGGUCGUGCUGAGCGUCUCCCUCGUGGCCCUGGCGCUGCACAUAGCCAUCUACAUGCUCGUCCCGCGGCACAGGAACCUGCCGGGGAAGAACCUGUUCUCCCUCUCGUGCUGCCUCUUCGUCGCCCACGUCCUGUUCCUGACGGGGACGAGGGAGACGGGCGUGCACGGCCUGUGCGUGUUCCUGUCGUGCAGCCUCCACUACUUCUGGCUCGCCUCCUUCUGCUGGAUGAACGUGAUGAGCGUGGACGUGUGUCGCACCUUCAGCAGCCAGCUCUACCGCGGCGACUCCGACGGCGGCAGGACCUACCUCCUCUACUCGCUCUACGCCUGGACAGUCCCCGCGCUCGUGGUGUCGCUGGCGCUGCUGCUGGACUGGGUCGACCUCCUGCCGGACUACCGGCCGGAGUAUGCGACGCGGCUCUGCUGGAUCAACAACCGCCACGGCCUGGCGCUCUUCUUCCUCCUGCCGGUGGGCGCCAUCGUCCAGGAGAACCUCGUGCUCUUCCUCAUCUCCACUUAUGGCAUCUGCAAGCAGAUGAAGGCGGCGCGCUACGCCAACGUGAGGUCACAGAGCACCAGGGAAGGGCGGCACGGCGAGAAGGCGCCCAGGAGGAAGUCGGACGCACUGAGAGACGGAGUUUCGAGGAAGACAGCCCAGCAAACCCGACGCGCCAGGAAGGAGAGGGGGCGACUGAUACUCUACAUGAAGUUAGGCGUCAUCCAGGGCCUCACGUGGCUCACCGGAUUCAUAGCGGCGUUCGCGGAUAUCCCCGCGUGCUGGUAUCCCUUCACGGUUCUCAAUGGACUCCAGGGAGCCUUCAUCUUCAUCGGUUUCGACAUGAAGCGAAAGGUGGCGGAGGCAGUGUGGGAGGCGGUGACGGGGCGGCCAUGGAUCAAGAAGAGCUCCUCCAAGGACACCCGCACGACCACCGUUGGCCAAAGCAGCAACAGCCACAACAGGUCGUCCAAAUCGUACAGUGACUCAGACGGCGAAGCUCUGAUCAAAAAUACGAGUGAAGAUCCAUUGGUUCAUGAAAAUACGACAUGGGACAGCAACGUAAGCUUGACCACGCUCUCAAAGGUCACAUUCAAAGGCAGCUCGGCAGCAACCAAGACCUGGAAGUCAUCAUCCCUCUCCAGCGACUCCCCGCAGCGAGGUCAAAGGUCGGACCGCGCAACAGGGACAGGUCGUGGCGGCGCGGAAAGGCUGAGCAACGGUGACCUCCGCGGCGGGGUCGUGAGGGGCAAAUUCGAGGAUGAGGGUGUCAGUGUGAGUGAUGUCACAAGGGGUCAGUGAGGCUCUCCCCAGUGACUUCCGGACCAACAGCAGAAGCCGGAGAGAAGAAACAUCAUUAAAAUCAACCCGAGGCCUUCCUUCAACCAAGUCAUAAUAACACAGCAAAUAACACAUGAGAGGGGCUAAUGUCUGUGAGCGUGUGAGACGAAAUGGGCACAUGGAUUAAGUGGUAUGAGUGAGCCUUUUUAAUGAGCUGAUGAGUUUAUUAUUUAAAGUGGAAUGUAUGGGUUCUGGGUUGACGGAUGUGGGCUAUGUAGACUGAUGAGAUUGUGGAACGAGAGCAAACUAGUUAAAGUAGAGGAUUUAUGAUAUGAUGAUAACAAUGCAUUCUGGUGUUGAAGGUGAUUUGGGACUUAACAAUUUACAGGAGGUACAUAACAAGACCCAUGAAACAGACAAAAUAACAGAUAUACACAGGGAUUUCAUAAUAUAUAGAAUAGGUUACACUAAUUAUAGUAAAAUUUGUUAGUACUUAGAAUCACACCAGAACACGAAGUAUAAGAUGAACUGCACUUCUCUUUACACACUGUGGAGCAGAUGUAAAACCUAUAUAGUAUACUCUAUGCACUCUGCAUUUUUGCAAAAAAAAAAACUUACUAAAAAAAAUAUAAAAAAUAAAAAAAUAAAUAACAGAUAUCUUUAUAAGAAUUUUGUUUUCAGUCUGGAAGCUUACCUGAAUGCUUUACUGUGCAUAUUCCCCUAUCAUUUACUUACUAUGUAUGUUACCACAGGAGAGAAAUGAAGUUGUGUCUGUCACUAAUCUUGAUCAUAUAUAUGUUUCCAUGUUAAGCUAUAUUCACCAGUGAUAUAUAUCAUUUGCUUCAACAAGUAAACAUUCUAGGCUUAAUGUAUAUAUAUAUUUUUUUUUUGUCUUUUAAGUAGCAGAUGCAGUGAGUACACAUAAAAUCAUCUAAUCAAUGGAAUGAACGGACACUAUUUGUAGGUUACCGAUGUGUAUGUAAACUUGUGAUAUUAUGGAUCUAUAAGGGUAUAUAAUACAUACUGAUAAGUAAUGA